AAACCACAAAUGAGUUAGUUGCAGUUUGGCCAGUGUCUUGUGUGGUAGAAAUUUCAGUGUGUGUCUCUGCUCUUUCGGUUUUGUCAUGCUUAAUACAAUCAAAAAGUCCUUUGAACGCUUUAUAGGCUACAUUAAAUGGUUGCACAUGCUUUAUGAAUUAAAUACAUAUUUGUCGAUGUGCGAGCCUUGGGAGAAGGUGUUCUUAAAUUGUCUAUUUGCCGUUACCAUUAGUAUUAUUGCAUACUCAACUUUAGUGUAUAUACCGCCAUACUUAUAUACACUGAUAACUUAUAUAAAUCCAGGAGCAGCUGCCAUAACAUUUUCCGACCCCUUGAUAAUGGCGGGGGAAACGGAGUUGUGAUAACUACAAAUUAAUUAUUAAGAAAUUUCAGUUUAAGAAAAUAAUUUUAAUUUUUAAUAUUUAGUCAAUAAAAUAUAGUCAUAUGAAUAGAAGAUCUUGAAUGAAAUGUUAUGAAAUUUCAAAUAGCUAGCUGAGCCCGAGCU
Molecule: messenger RNA, 504 nt
Organism: Stomoxys calcitrans (stable fly)
Lineage: Eukaryota; Metazoa; Arthropoda; Insecta; Diptera; Muscidae
Product: serine palmitoyltransferase small subunit B
Exons: 2
Coding region: 86-361 (91 amino acids)
Source: RefSeq, a predicted model, not a curated record